UGAUUGCUUUUGGAGGGGAGGAGGAGAGACCAAUAGAGAUGAGGCAGAAGUUUUAGGAUCACGAUAUUAAAACUUUUCUAAGCUUCAAAUGUAGAUUUGUUGUAUUAAUUACUCAUUCUGGUUGGAGCAAAGUUAGUUGCAAAGGUACAAAGAUCAUAUAUAUAUAUAUAUACAAGAAUUUGGAUUCAGGAUCUCUUGAUUGAAGUCUAUGCUCUCCGCAGAAAGAAUUAAGAUGUACAAUGAAAUAAUGAAGAAGAAGUGUGGAGCCAAAUUGAGAAAGUAUGUGAUAAAGACCAAUAGAUGGCAGGCACUAUCAUCCGCAGCCGAAAAGAGGAAGAAUGCGUUAGCGAAGACGGAACAGAGCAAUUUCUCCGAUAAUUGCGACAAUUUGAAUGAAAUGCCCAACAAGUAUAGUUGUCGGGAGCUUGGGAUUUUUCAGUUUCCAUGGCAGAGCGAACCCGGAGGUCUGGCGCCGGAAUUGGAGAGGUACAGCCUCAGAGACGUGUUCUUCUCUUCACUCAUCGAUGGCCGCACGGCCAAAAUUGGCUUCCCCGGCGACCGUCUCUCGCGGCCAAAUGCUUCACCGAUCAUCCUCCCGCCGGGGGUCAAUGAGUCCAUUCCGUCCGGUGUGGACGCCGAAGAGUUCGAUUAUAUUUGGAGGAGCAUCCUGCGGCAGCCGCUCUCGAUCUUUUGCUGUGCUGGAACCUCUGGCGUGCAAGCAAAAGCAUUUUCUUAGGGGUUUUUUUACUUUUUUUUUUCGGUGAUUUACAAGGGCACCACUCAAUUCUU
Phalaenopsis equestris is the source of this 789-nucleotide messenger RNA. RefSeq lists its product as uncharacterized. Bases 209 to 736 code for a protein of 175 amino acids. The transcript is spliced from 2 exons. Lineage: Eukaryota; Viridiplantae; Streptophyta; Magnoliopsida; Asparagales; Orchidaceae. The record is from RefSeq and is a predicted model, not a curated record.